Lacerta agilis (Sand lizard) is the source of this 288-nucleotide messenger RNA. RefSeq names its product C-C motif chemokine 19-like. Gene Ontology annotation, molecular function: CCR chemokine receptor binding; chemokine activity. NCBI's taxonomy places the organism in Eukaryota, Metazoa, Chordata, Lepidosauria, Squamata, Lacertidae. Gene Ontology annotation, biological process: inflammatory response; cellular response to type II interferon; monocyte chemotaxis. Gene Ontology annotation, cellular component: extracellular region. The record is from RefSeq and is a predicted model, not a curated record.
AUGGAGGUUUCCGCUGAUUAUCAGGUCAUGGACUGCUGCGUGAGAACUAGCUCGAUGCCCAUUCCCGCCAGAGUCGUCCGAGAUUACCGGGACCAGUAUGUUCAAGACGGCUGCCCAGUCCGGGCUGUGAUUUUCAUCACCAUCAGAGGGAACCUCUGCGCCCCUCCCCAUGCCCCGUGGGUGAAGCAUCUGAAAGAGACGUUGAACCGCCGAAACCAUAACAGGGUCAUCCUGGCGUUCCUUCUAGACGGCCGGCUGACCCCUUGCAUCCUAGAGGAGGAACCUUGA